GGUGCAACGUCAAACAGCUCAGCGAGAUCAGAGUCCCCCCUUUACUGAGCGACAAGUUACUUUUUACGAUUAUUUACUUUGUUAGUAAAAUUUCUUGUCACAAGUAGCACCUUCAGUGCUGACGCAGAAUUAAGCCGUCUAGUCAGGAAAAGAGUUUCCAGAGGAUAGCUAUUUUUGGGGGGUUUGUCUGAGAGUUCCUUUCAGGUCAGCUGCAGACAGCGAGAGCAAGAUCCACUAAACCAAAGCAGCUGUUCCAUUUCUAUCCCAACCCCCAAUAUGAGGUAGAGGACUUGGGUUCAGGGUAAUUAAUGCUCACACCUGUUGAAACCCGACCCACAGCUGCACCAGUCGCCCAAGAGUAAUCGGAGAUGGAGAAAGGUGGACAGGCAUAUCUUUAGGCAGGAACAAGCAACAGCUCCAUGGAAAGAAACACCCAUUACAAUUCAAUUCUGGACAGAAACAAGCGUAUCGCAUGGCAAGAGGACUGCUAUGUUGACCUCCAGUCUACCCCCACCUCAACUUCCACCAAGGGAGAGAUGGAAGAUGUGGGCUGGAUUCAGAAACAUCAGGGGCAUCUGCAGCGCUUCAUUACCACUCCCCUCCUGGAGGGGGCGCUGUUCCACAUGAGGAAGCUGGAACUGCUGAGCCAGGAUGAGGAGGCCCAGGUACAGGCUGGGGGGCAGCUGCAGGAGCAGGUGGGCACCCUUACCUCCAUCCUGGCCAGCAUGGACCCCCAGGGCUCCAACGCUCUCCAGGCCUUCCUUGAGAACUCUGACUCCCAGAUGUACAGGCUCAUCACGAUGCACGAUCCCAUGGUUCAGGAGCACAAGGAGGCUCUUCUGUUGCAGUAUCCCACACCAAGUGACAGCCUCUCCCCUGGCCCCUGUAGCCCAGAAUUCUCCUCCUCCAGAAUCUUGCUCCUGGUCGACGGCCUAUCGGACCUCCAGCAGAAGGAGCAUGACCUCAUGCAGGUGGAGGCCACCCGUGGGGCGCGGAGACACCACGUCAGACAGCUGGCCCUGGCCAAACUCCUGGAGCCCCUCACACGGGUCAGCCUGCCCCCCAGGGUCUCACUCACUGUGGGAGUGGCCGGCAUCGGCAAGAGCACCCUUGUGGGACAUUUUGUACGCCUUUGGAGCAGAGGUGAGAUCUGCACAGACGUGAGUUUUGUCUUGCCCUUUGCCUUCUGGGAGCUGAACACUGGGGAGAAGCUGUCGGCCGAAAGACUGGUGAAGCUGGCCUUCCCUCACAUGACGGACCCCAGCCUGGUGCUGAGUGGUACAUGUCGGACAUUGCUGAUCUUCGACGGUCUGGACGAGUUCCGUUGUCCUCUGGACUUCUCGGAGACUGUGCCUUGCACAGACCCCAAGAAGGAGGUGUCGGUGGACGACUUGGUCACCAACAUCAUCCGGGGCAACCUGCUCCCCGAAGCAGCGGUGUGGGUGACCUCCAGGCCGGCGGUGGCCUCGUUGAUUCCUGGGGGACUAGUGGACAGGUUGACCGAGAUCCCCGGAUUCAGCCCGAAGGAAAUUCGGCUGUUCUUGAGCCACAACUUCCCUAAGGGAGAUACUGCCAGUCAGAUAUGGACUCACUUGGAGUCCAACAAGAUCUUCAUGGUGAUGUCUUACAUGCCUUGCAUUUGCUGGAUAGUGGCGGUUACCUUUGGGUACCUGUUGGAGAGUGGCUGGCAGGAGGGCCUUCCCAGGACCUGCACUGAGCUCUACUCCCACUUCUGUGCUAUGAGAGCCGAAGCAGGUGAGCCCAGAGGCAGAGAGCCUAUCAAGAUGGACCAGCUUAACGGGAACAACCGCAAGCUGCUGGGAAGUCUGGGCCGACUGGCCUUCUACGGACUUCUGAAGCACAAAUACACCUUCAGUGAGCAGGACAUGAGGGCCUAUGGAGUAGACCUUCCAUCCACCCAGGGUGGCCUCGGAACUGGAGUACUGAUCCGCGAGGAAUCCCCGAGUUGUGUGGCCUACCGCUUCACCCACCUGACUGUGCAGGAAUUCUUAGCAGCCACGUACUACCACAUCUGCUCCAAACGUGCCAUCUUUGACCUGUUCAGCGAGAGUGCCAUGUCCUGGCCCAAGAUCGGCUUCCAGAACCACUUCAGGAGCGCCCUGCAGCGAUCCCAGCAGGCAGAGGAUGGUCACCUGGAUGUGUUUGUGCGAUUCCUGGCGGGGUUGCUGUGUCCAGCGGCAGUGCGGCCGCUGGCAGGCCUGCUGGCCCAGGGGAAGGACGAUGGGGGCCAAAGGGUUUGGGCGGCUGGGCUGCUGCAGGACCUCCUGGGCAGCGGUGGUGCUGUGGUGUCACUACGCUCAGUGAACGUGGCCUACUGCCUGCAGGAGCUGCAGCACACAGAGGUGCUACGCAGCGUGGAGGAGGACCUGCGCUGUGGCGACCUGGGAUGGAAGCUGACACGGACACACUGCACAGCGCUGGCCUACCUGCUACAGGUGUCUCCAGAGUGCAGCGAGGAGACCAAUCUGUCGGCAUGUCUGGACUACUCCACUGUCAAAAGCCUGCUGCCUCAGCUGCUCUUCUGCAGCCAUCUCAGAUUGGAAAAUAACAAUUUUAAAGAUGAUGUCAUGGAACUGCUGGGAAGCUUACUGAGUGCAAAGGACUGCCACCUUCAGAAGAUAAGUCUGGCAGAGAACGCUAUCAGCAACAAAGGGGCCAAGGCCCUGAGUCGAGCACUACUGGUUAACCGGACGCUAAUUACACUUGAUCUCCGUAGCAACAACAUUGGAUCUAAAGGCGCCAAGUUUCUAGCAGAAGCCCUCAAAAUGAAUCAGGUCCUGGUGUCCAUCAAUUUCCAAAAUAAUCUCAUUGAGGAGGAGGGCGCUCGGGCCCUGGCUGAGGUGCUGCUGUCCAACCGCAAACUUGUCUCGCUGAAUGUACAGAAGAAUUGUAUUGGAGCAGAUGGAGCCAAGAGGAUUGCAGAAGCGCUAAAGACAAACCGGACACUUACAGAACUGAUUCUGAGCAGUAACCAGCUGGGGGACAAAGGCACUGCAGCCCUGGCCCAGGCCCUGACCGUCAACCACAGCCUCCACUCGCUGCACCUGCAGAGUAACUCCAUCAGUAACAAAGGGAUGACUGCGUUAACCAAGGCUCUGCGGUUGAACCGUGGACUCAUCUGUCUGAACCUGCGCGAGAACUCAAUCGGGGUGGAGGGGGCGAAGGAUAUGGCCAGGGCACUGCAGGAGAACAGCUCUCUCCGGCACCUGGAUCUUACAGCCAACCUGCUGCACGAUGAGGGGGUGAAAGCCAUAGCUGGAGCUGUGAAGGUCAACCGAGCGCUUACUACUUUACGUCUCCAGUGGAAUUUCAUCAAGUGCACAGCCACUAAAUCCUUGGCCCACGCCCUACUCACCAACUCUACCAUGCAGCUACUAGAUCUACAGGAAAAUGCCAUUGGGGAUGAAGGAGUGGUAGCUCUGGCAGGAGCCCUGAAGACCAAUACGUCUCUCUGUACAUUGUGUCUCCAGGGUGUAUCAGCAGGCAGGAGUGGAGCCAUCUCAAUGGCCGAGGCUCUUAUGGUCAACAAAACCCUGCACACUCUGGACCUACGAGGGAACUCCAUAGGAAUGGAGGGAGCCAAGGCUUUGGCUAAUGCACUGAAGACAAACAGAACACUCAAAUCAUUAAAUCUGCAGGAGAACUCUCUGGGAAUGGAUGGAGCCAUAUUCAUCGCCACAGCCCUGAAAGGAAACCACCAGCUAACUUAUAUAAACUUGCAGGGGAACAGCAUCGGAGAGUCGGGAGCAAAGGUAAUCUCCGAUGCCAUCAGAACCAACUCUCCAGACUGUGUGGUGGAGAUCUGACCUCAAGGGACGCCAGAGGUCAAAGGCCAUCUGGCCCCAGGGGCUUUUUCAGGAGGGUUAAACAUUACAGUACAUUGAUAUAUAACAUGCGUUGUAUAGAACCAUCAUUCUCGUGCCCGCUCAAUACUUUGCAAUGUUCUGAACACAUUUCACCCUUCUGAACACAUCCAUUGCCCAUGGAGAAGUCUUGGUCUUUGCAAUGGACAAGAAUUGCAGAGGCUACCCAUCAGCCCGGCUCAUUGGACCUAGCUUCUGACGGACAGCCACAAAGACAAACCGCAGGGAUAUAUUUGUUGUAGGUCUUAUUUUAAGAUCUAUUACAUUGGUACGGUCGUUGGAAUUGUGUAUAUUAAUACCGACUGACAUUUAAAUAUUAUUUAUGUACAUUUAUUUUCCUAAUAAACAUGUCUUAAAGCAGCUACAUA
Molecule: messenger RNA, 4252 nt
Organism: Oncorhynchus keta (chum salmon)
Lineage: Eukaryota; Metazoa; Chordata; Actinopteri; Salmoniformes; Salmonidae
Gene: nlrc3
Product: NLR family, CARD domain containing 3
Exons: 19
Coding region: 420-3827 (1135 amino acids)
Biological process (GO): negative regulation of canonical NF-kappaB signal transduction
Cellular component (GO): cytosol
Molecular function (GO): protein binding
Source: RefSeq, a predicted model, not a curated record